AUGGCUUCCAACCCAAACAACGGCCAGCGAACCCUGGAUUCAUGGUUUUCAGCUCGGCCAUCUUCGCGGCCAGUCGCUUCUUCAUCUGAGCAAACGUCUUCAUCGAGACAAGCUUCUUUAAACCAGCAUCCGUACGCAUCAGUCAACGGACGUAACGACCCUUACAGGCGGGGUACGGCGCUUGCAGCCACGGCCAAGGAGACGCGGAUAGCUCUCCCCAACAUCCUUUCUCAGUUACCAAACAUCCAUGCCAGCAGAUCCGAGGCUCUUUUCUAUAGCAAGCUACCUGCCCUCAAGGCUAUCGAUUGUCCUAGGAGAACACCGUCAGGAAAGACAACAAUCAAGAUCGUCAAUGAUGACAGUUUCAACGCUGCUAUCAGCCUCGCAUCUUCCAAGAGUCCAUCUUCAGGUCGUGUAGCCGUGUUGAACAUGGCUAGCCACAGCAGUCCUGGCGGAGGAUGGUUGAAAGGAGCACGCGCACAAGAGGAAGCUCUGUGCUAUCGAAGCUCGCUGUAUCUUUCACUCCAUCGACGGUACUACCCUUGGAAGCAGCGGAUGGGGCUCUAUUCCCCAGAUGUCGUCAUUAUCCGUUCUGAUCAAGACUCCGGACAUAACCUUCUUGUGCCGAAUGUUCAGCCCAGUGAUCUUCCCGUCGUUAGCAUUCUCAGCAUCGCCGCUUUACGCACGCCCGACGUCAGCAACGUUGUCGUCAACACACCUGGCGGUUCUGUCACCGAACCCAUCUUUGCGAAACCUGGCGACCGUGAACUCACCAAGCUCAAGAUGAGACUAUGCCUGCGAAUGGCAGCACAGCGAAACCACGGAUUGCUUGUGCUUGGUGCGCUGGGAUGCGGUGCGUUUAGGAAUCCGCCAAAGGAGGUGGCUCGCUGUUGGCUGGAGGUGCUGAAGGAACCUGAGUUCCAGGGCGGUUGGUGGGAGGAGAUCUGGUUUGCUGUGUUUGAUAAGAGAGGUGAGGGAAACCUGGAGAUUUUCGAGGAGAUACUUGAUGGUGUUGAGGUUUAA
Fusarium sp. VM40 is the source of this 1023-nucleotide messenger RNA. The record is from the annotation of a GenBank genome assembly. Lineage: Eukaryota; Fungi; Ascomycota; Sordariomycetes; Hypocreales; Nectriaceae.